UCCAUUUGGAAGACCACUCUGAAGAGAUGAAAUAAGUUUUCUGCCAAAAAUUACUUAUUAAUUUACAAGGGAAAGGGGAAGUUUUGUUCCUCUCCUUGAUUUGACUGAAAAUCGAGGGCUUUCUCGAAUAGUUUUGGCAUCCAGGGUCAUUUUUCAUUAAAAAGCGAAAAGUCAUGUGAAAUAUAAAUCUCCCCAGGUCAUUCAGCCCUAGACCCUGGGAGAUUCUGUACAGAGGGGGUUUGUUAUAGUCAACUUUUCCGGGUAAAACAAACACAAAUACUCCUCCUCCACGGGGCGGGGGCGGUGCCUAGGUGAUGCACCAAUCACAGCACGCCCUACCCUAUAUAAGGCCCCGAGGCCCCGCAGCGCUUUACGCUUUUCGCUGGUUAUUACAUUUUGCGUUUCUCUGCUGUUAUGUCUGAAACUGUGCCUGCAGCUUCUGCCGGUGCUGUUCCAGCCGUCAUGGAGGAACCUCUAACCAAGAAGAGAGUGAAGAAGCCGGCUGGCUUGACAAGCGCAAGUCGCAAAGCAUCUUAUUUCUCUGUGUCCAAGUUGAUCACCGAGGCCCUUUCAGUGUCACAGGAACGAGUAGGUAUGUCUCUGGCUGCGCUCAAGAAGGCACUGGCCGCUGCUGGCUACGACGUGGAGAAGAAUAACAGCCGCAUCAAACUCUCCCUCAAGAGCUUAGUGAACAAGGGAAUCCUGGUGCAAACUAGGGGUACUGGUGCCUCCGGUUCCUUUAAGCUUAGUAAGAAGGUCCUUCCUAAAUCUACCAGGAGGAAGGCUAACAAGUCAGCUUCUGCUAAGACUAAGAAGCUGGUUUUAUCCAGGGACUCCAAGUCACCAAAGACUGCUAAAACCAAUAAGAGAGCCAAGAAGCCGAGGGCGACAGCUUCUAAAAAACCUGUUAGGAGCGGGAGAAAGGCUAAAGGAGCCAAGAGUAAGCAACAGCAGAAGAGCCCCGUGAAGGCAAGGGCCACGAAGUCAAAAUUGACUCAGCAUCAUAAAGCUAAUAUUAGAAAGUCCACAUCUAGGAAGUAAAGAGCUUUCCAGGAGGCCGAUUUUGAAAGAACCCAAAGGCUCUUUUAAGAGCCACCCACAUUAUUUUAAGAUGGCGUAACACUGGAAACUUAUUUUCUGUGACAGUUAACUAUACGUUUAAGUUGUGAUGCAGCUGAGUUGAGAAGUCUAGAGGUGGGAGAAUUCAGUCCAAGAUUCAAGACCAUCCUGCACAAUAUAGCCGGACUAUCAUCUAUACCGGGGUCCCCAUUUUCCCCAGCCACCGACCGGUACCGGUUCUUGUCCAUGGCACGUUACGAGUUGGGCCGCACAGCUGAGGGGUGAGCGAACAUUAACCACCUGAGCUCCACCGCCUGUUAGGUUAGCUGCAGCAUUAGAUGCUCAUAAGCUCAAACCCUACUGUGAAUGGCGCAUGCAAGGGAACUAGCUUUCAGGCUCCUUGUGACAAUCUAAUGCCUGAUGAUCUGAGGUUGGAGCAGUUUUAGUCCAGAAACCAUCGCCCCCAGCCCCUGCAUCCCCUCGUCCGUGGUAUAUUUGUCUUAGACAAAACCAGUCUCUGGUGUCAAAAAGGUUGGAGACUACUGGUUUUACAAAAAAGUAAAUUAGUCAAUCAUGGUUGGCAUGCUCCCUUAGUCCCUGCGCCCAGGCUUUUAAGGAUACAGUGAGCUAUGUUCGUGCUACUUCACUCCAGCCUGGAUGACAGUGAGACCUUGUCUCAAAACUUAAAAAAAAAAAAAAAAAAAAAAAAAAGUUAAAAAAGAAAAAGGGCUUCUUGUCAGAGAUGUGGUGUAUACCUAGAGGUCCAAGAACUACAAAAUCUGAUGUCCAAUCCUGAAAAACUCAAUGGUGCACUAGAGUAGGCUUUUACAUAUAACAGCAUCUAAGUUCUGGAAAUGCCAGUGUCAAGGAAGGGAGUGGAGAGCAAUUCAGCAUCCAAACAAUUUGCUGAUACUUUUAUUUAUUUUUUUAAACACAAGUACUACAUUCUAGUCUUUCUGUGGUGUCAUUAUAACUAUUGUUUCUUAAUAUGCUGUCCACCGACUUCAAGGGAUCAAUAAAUAGGAAUCAAGGUGUCCCAGAA
Piliocolobus tephrosceles (Ugandan red Colobus) is the source of this 2101-nucleotide messenger RNA. RefSeq names its product H1.6 linker histone, cluster member (gene H1-6). Gene Ontology annotation, biological process: nucleosome assembly. The coding region runs from base 415 to 1041 and encodes 208 amino acids. Gene Ontology annotation, cellular component: nucleosome. NCBI's taxonomy places the organism in Eukaryota, Metazoa, Chordata, Mammalia, Primates, Cercopithecidae. Gene Ontology annotation, molecular function: structural constituent of chromatin; DNA binding. The transcript has a single exon. The record is from RefSeq and is a predicted model, not a curated record.